UCCAUUUUCUUUCGACAGGCUUUCUCAGUUCCAACGUAUUGCUGCUAUAUUUAGAUAAGUUUUUGCCACGUGCAAAGAGCCCACUUGCAUGAAUUAAACCCGCUAUAUAUAUGGCACCACAUCUUUCAAUCUUCAUCAGUUUGCAUAGAAAUUUUUCAUUUCCCUUACCCAAAUGAUGUCUUCCUCUUCCUCCAUUCUACUAUGUCUUGUUUUCUCCCUUUUUCUUUCCAUCUCUCCCAGCACAGCCCGAACACCUGGAAAACCUUCUCGGCCCCAAGCUCUCGUCCUUGCUGUUACCAAAGACCCAUCCACCAGCCAAUACUUAACCACCAUCCGCCAGAGAACCCCUCUUAGGCCCGUCAAGUUAACAGUCGAUGUUGGCGGGAAAGCCUUGUGGGUGGCUUGUGAUCGUAGUGAGUACAUCAGUUCCACUUACAAGCCCGCUCUCUGCGGCUCCCCGCAAUGCAGACUUGCCAAGUCUAAGUCUUGCGACGACUGCUGGGACGGGCCGAGGCCUGGUUGCAACAACGAAACAUGCUCCAACGUGGUCUACAACACGGUGGAAAAAUCAGGUCAGAUUGGAGAGGUGGCCACUGAUGUUCUGGCCCUCCAAUCGACUGACGGGUCGAAUCCUGGAAGGCUUGUUCGGGUUCCCAACUUUCUAUUUUCUUGUGGUUCCCUGUUUCUUGGGGAGAAACUGGCCAAUGGAGCGAAAGGGAUUGCUGGAUUUGGUAGAACCGAGACCUCACUCCCCUCACUCUUAUCAAGGGCCUUAGGUGUGCGUAAAAAGUUCGCAAUAUGCUUGAGUUCAUCAGUGGGUGUGGCCUUUCUUGGCGACGGACCUUAUGUAUUGCUCCCGAGUGUUACAGUCUCAGAUCGACUCAUUUACACCCCGCUUCUUACUAAUCCUGUUAGCACUGUGCGCCCUAUCAUUGAGAAGUUCCCUGAUUAUACUUGGCCUUCAAUGGAGUACUUCAUCGGAGUGGAAUCCAUAAAAGUCAAUACAAAAACUGUGCCAGUGAGCCAGGCUUUGCUAAAAUUCAACGCGAAAGGCAAUGGUGGCACGAAGAUAAGCACGGUCGAGCCUUACACCGUAUUGCACACAUCAAUCUACAAUGCAAUCACAAAAGCAUUCGUCAAGGCAAUAUCCAAGGUCCCUAGAGUGAACCCGGUGCCGCCAUUUGGGACAUGCUACAAGGCAUCGAGCCUUGGGAGCACACGUCUAGGCCCAGGGGUACCUGCAAUCGAGCUCGUGCUCCAAAACAAUGUGACAUGGAUGAUUUUCGGUGCCAAUUCAAUGGUUUAUUUGAAUAACAGUGAGGUGGCUUGCCUGGCAUUUGUGGAUGGAGGUAAGAAGCCUAGGACUUCCAUUGUCUUAGGAGGGCACCAACUUCAGGACAACUUGGUGGAGUUCGAUGUGGAGGGAUCAAGGCUCGGGUUCAGCUCUACUUUGUUGGGCCGUCAAACGACGUGCGGCAACUUCAAUUUUACUACUAAAGUUUGAAACUGUAAUUAGUAGGAGUACUGAGUUGGCCGUGCCUGCAAUCUUCCAGGUUUCUUAGUUUGAGUGUCUUCUCUGUUUUUGGCUAUGGGGAAAUAAAUGUAACAGUUCCUUCUGCUGCAAUCUGUGCUGUUGGUAUGCAAGAUUAAUGUUCUGUGGAAUUGUAUUAA
Molecule: messenger RNA, 1671 nt
Organism: Sesamum indicum (sesame)
Lineage: Eukaryota; Viridiplantae; Streptophyta; Magnoliopsida; Lamiales; Pedaliaceae
Source: RefSeq, a predicted model, not a curated record